GAAUUCAUAUUCGUUGAGGCGCGCCUUGCGCUUGCUUGGGCGCAUGCUCGGAAAAACGUCACUUCGUUUGGCUUCCUGUUCACAUUGUUUUCAUUCGGAAAGAUGGCAAAAGAAAAAGCUGCCUUGACUUGUGCAGUGGUUUUAUUUAAUAUAGCAGCGUCGUUAGCCUAUGUGGAAGACCUCGAUGACAAGUUUAAAGAUGGUAGGAUGAAUGACGCGUGGCUGGUGAAAUUCUACGCCCCGUGGUGCGGGUAUUGCAAGAAGCUGGAGCCAGUGUGGCAUGAUAUUGGGGCGGAGCUCAAGAGCUCGGGGUCCGUUAUCAAUGUGGGCAGGAUGGAUGCCACAGCAUACUCCAGUGUCGCGUCUGAGUUUGGAGUCCGUGGCUAUCCCACUAUAAAGCUGAUAAAGGGAGACCUGGCCUACAACUACAGAGGGCCCAGGACCAAGGAUGACAUCAUCGAGUUUGCCAACAGGGUGGCGGGGCCUGUGGUGCGCCCUCUCCCCAGUCAGCAGAUGUUUGAGCACGUUGUGACCCAUCACAGCGUGGUCUUCGUCUACAUCGGUGGGGAGUCGCCACUGAAGGAGAAGUACAUCGAGGUGGCCUCCGAGCUGAUUGUGUACACCUACUUCUUCCUGGCCUCAGAGGACGCUUUGCCCAAGACCGUGACUCUGCACGAGAUCCCCACCGUGGCGGUGUUCAAAGAUGGAAGCUACUUCCUGUACGACGAGUACCGGGAUGGCGAUCUGUCGACUUGGGUGAACAGGGAGCGCUUCCUUGGCUAUCUGAACAUCGAUGGGUUCAUCCUGUAUGAGCUCGGAGAAACAGGGAAGCUCGUGGCCAUAUCAGUUGUCGAUGAGAAGAAUCCAACAGAAGAAGGCUCCAGGUACAAGACGCUAAUUCAUAGGUUAGCGACCGAAUACAGAGAUCAUUACAGCAGGGACUUCCAGUUCGGACACAUGGACGGGAACGCCUACAUCAACAGCCUGAUUAUGGGUGAGGUGGCCGUGCCCUCCAUCAUCGUGCUGAACACGUCCAACGACCAGUACUUCCUGCCCGAGGAGCCGGUGGAGACCAUGGAACAGCUCCUCCUCUUCAUCAGCGGCGUGCUGGACGGCAGCGCCAAGGCGCAAGGCGGGGACAGCAUUCUCCAGCGCGCCAAGAGGAUUGCGUAUGACGCCAGGUCCACCGUGAUGUCGGUGUUCCGCAGCUCCCCCCUGCUGGGCUGCUUCCUGUUCGGCCUGCCGCUGGGCAUCAUCAGCCUGAUGUGCUACGGCAUGUGCACCGCCGAGCCGGACGAGGACCCGCGGCUGCUCCGGAGCGAGGCGCUCGCCCAAAACCAGGCCAACCAGGAAGAGGAGGACGCCCACACGGGCCCGACGGGCUCCGGGGAGGAGGAGGAGGAGGAGGAGGGAGAGGACGAGGAGGAGGGAAGGAGGGAGAGGGAGAGGGAGAGGGGGAGGAGGGGGGAGAGGGAGAGGGAGAGGGAGAGGAGGAGGAGGGAGGAGAGGGAGAUGUACAGGACGAAGAAGAGGAGGAGGAGGAAGAGGAGGAUCAGCAGGAGGUGAAGAGUUCGGUGGACAAGAAGGUCGAUUAGCGGUUGAAGAAAUAUCUAUCUCCCUUUUUUUCUUCUUAAUUUUCCCCCUCCUUCCUAAGACCCUCCCAGCCUAAGAUCGUGUUGUUUUUUCAUUUUUCUGAACACUUUUUGAGGCGGCGGCGAUGACGGUGUUCAGCCUCGGAGAUGAAAUGAACAAGAGAGAGGCGACUGUUACUGACGGCGGGGGUGGGGGGUGGGGGGGGUGAGGAGUGUAUGUAAACGGUGAGGCGUGGGGGAUACGGUAACGCUAACAGGAGCGGGAGGUCUGUGUGUGUUUGGGAAAGUUGGGGGUGGGGGGAUGGUGGUGUGUGUCUUUGGAACUUUGGAGACUUUGAUUAUCGUUUUUAACUGGAGGCAAUGCAGGCUCGGGUUGUACCAUUGUCGUGCGGGCCACAGGGGUGUCCAGGAUUAAGUCCACCUUAUGAGCUCAUUGUGUCUGUAUUCCCCCCCCUUUCCUCCAGGGCUUUAACUCGCAUGUUUGGCAGAUUGUUUCUGUGAAACACGCCGGGCUCUCGUGGUUCAGAAAGACUUGAGAUCACCGAAUCCUGGCUCUCGCACGACCGACAAAACCACACCGCAGGGUCAACUUGCCCACCGCUCCAGUUCUUCUUACUCAGUUCUUACUCCACUGUAUUGUGAGUCAGAUUCUCCCCUAGUGGGAUUGCUUUGAGGGGAAGGCAGAAACAGUGUUCUUUGUGGGUGUGUUUUUUUUUCGGUCUUUUUUGUGUUGUUUCUGUUUGAAGGUGAGUGUUUGGACAGCGCUGCAUUUUAACAGAACAUCUCUUUUUUUGUGUAUUUGCUGGUUAAACUGACGUUUUGGCUCUCCUUAUAAACGCCUCAGUUACUGUACGAGAGAGGGCUAAGGAGAUGUCAUUCAUGGCUUUUUUUAUGAGAAUAAUGGACUCUUUAAAAGAAAGACCUUCUAGUCUUUUCCCAUAAUGAACAGAGUCACAAUACAAAUAAACAAUAUUAAAAUAAAUACUGUAU
Messenger RNA from Anguilla rostrata (American eel), 2582 nucleotides. Its product is annotated as protein disulfide-isomerase TMX3-like. The record is from RefSeq and is a predicted model, not a curated record. The transcript has 16 exons. Gene Ontology annotation, molecular function: protein disulfide isomerase activity. Gene Ontology annotation, cellular component: endoplasmic reticulum; cell surface. NCBI's taxonomy places the organism in Eukaryota, Metazoa, Chordata, Actinopteri, Anguilliformes, Anguillidae. Gene Ontology annotation, biological process: peptidyl-cysteine oxidation. Bases 103 to 1566 code for a protein of 487 amino acids.